UAGAGAGGAUGGCAGCGGCUCUCGUCUCGCUCCCGCGUUGCCCUCCACCUCUCAUAAACCCUAAACCCUAUCCGCUUCUCCCCAGCUCCUCCUCUAUCAUCUCCAUCUCUAUCUCCAUCUCCAGAAGCCCGAAUGGCGUUUGUCUUUGCAAACGAGGUGGUCCCCUUGCUAUUCGUGCAGUGUUACAGCUCGACCACGCCCCAUUGCCGUCCCUUGAGAUAUCGAAGCUCGGGAUAUCGGACCAGAUUGUUGACGCUCUCUCCCGCCGUGGUAUCACCGAGCUUUUCCCUAUUCAGAGAGCUGUGUUGGAGCCAGCCAUGGAAGGUCGUGACAUGAUAGGCAGAGCUAUAACAGGAUCAGGGAAAACUCUUGCUUUUGGCAUUCCCAUAUUAAAUAACAUUAUUCAAAAUAAGAAUCAAAAUAGGAGAAAACAGGUCCCCUCUGCUCUUGUGCUGGCGCCCACUCGGGAACUUGCACGGCAGGUGCAACGGGAGUUUAAAGUUUCUGCACCUGGUCUGAGUAGUACCUGUCUCUAUGGCGGAAUACCAAUCAUGAAUCAAGUUCGUUCCUUAGAGUAUGGCAUGGAUAUUGUUGUUGGAACCCCUGGAAGAAUUAUUGACUUGGUUCAAAGGGGUGCUUUGGAUCUGUCUGAAGUCAAGUUCGUAGUUUUGGAUGAAGCUGAUCAGAUGUUGGCAGUAGGCUUUCAAGAGGAUGUUGAGUGCAUUUUGAGUUAUUUACCUGCAAGGAGGCAAUGCAUGUUGUUUUCAGCAACAAUGCCCUCAUGGGUUAAUGAUCUUUCAAGGAAGUAUCUGAGAAAUCCUCUAGUAAUAGAUCUUGUGGGUGAGACUGACCAAAAAUUAGCUGAUGGCAUUUCUCUCUAUUCAGUUGCAUCAACCUCCCUUAAUAAGCAGAAUCUUCUCCCCACAUUAAUCUCCAGAUAUGCAGAAGGUGGUAAGAGUAUAAUUUUCACUAGAACAAAAAUUGAUGCUGAAUCACUUUCUCGAUCCAUGAGGAGCAUUAUUGGUAGCAGACCAUUGCAUGGCAAUAUGCAACAGAUGCAUAGGGAUAAGACCCUUGCUGCAUUUCGCAGUGGAAAGUUUAAUGUGUUGGUGGCCACUGAUGUUGCUGCUCGUGGUCUUGAUAUCCCAAAUGUUGACUUGGUUGUUCAUUUUGAAAUGCCAAAUACAAGUGAAAUUUUUGUCCAUAGAUCUGGGCGGACUGGACGUGCUGGAAACAAGGGCACUGCAAUUUUGAUGUUCACUGAGAGGGAACGGCAUGCAGUCAGAACAAUUGAGCGGGAACUUGGCUGCAAAUUUAAGGAGCUGCAUGGGAUCACUGGUGGCUCUGACAGAAGAAUAGAUUCAUCACAUCCUGAAAGCAACUUUGAUGAAGAUUAUGAGGAAGAUGAUCAUGCCAGCUUUAAGAGAAAAGUAAACGAUAGGAAUGCAACAAGAAAUUUCGAAUUUAAUCCCAGGAAUAAUGAACGUUUCAGAAGAAGCAGUCCUAGGAAUUUUGAGCCCAGUAAUGCUCGCUAUAGCCAAGGCAGGGGCAGCCGCAUACAUAAAUUUGAUGACUUUGAGAACAACCGCUUGAAUAAUAGAAACUCAAAUUUCAAAAGCAGCAGUCCUAGGAAUUUUGAGCCCAAUAAUGCUCGCUAUAGCCAAAGCAGGGGCAGCCGCAUACCUAAAUUUGAUGACUCUGACAACAACCUCUUGAAUAAUAGAAACUCAAAUUUUAAAAGCUGGCAAUCAUCAUCAAGACAUAGAACCCAAGGAAGAGAAGCGCAUGCCACCAAAAGGAACAUCAGUGGACAUAGUAAGCAACGGUAUGAAAGGAACAACGACAGUGAGUAUGACGCUCUACUUGAUCUGUUCAAGGAUCAAUAUUAAAUGCAGGGGAGCAGCUGUGUAGGUGUGAGUUGUGAAAGGCAUAUGUUAUUAGCCAACCUUAAAGAUGGUUGGGACAACCAUGGCUUUGUUUACUAGACUUUAAUGGAUGCCAUGGACCCAUCUCAAGCAUAGUUAUCCUAUUAAUAUACAAAAUCAAAGGUUGCCAACGGUGCACUUCUAUGCUGCUUAUUUUACAUCAGACCAUCCAGACCAAUUCAGAGCUCAAGGUUGAAGCUCUCUAUUUUUUAUACAUAAUGAUUGCUGGCCUGCGGUUAAUCAGGUUUCAGGUGGACUAGGCGAUGGCUGUUUUUGCUCAUGUUUGUUAUUUGAUUGGUGGUCUGAACUUUGUGCCACCACAUUUAAAAUUUUUCAUCUUAUAAUUGUAAUAGUCUGAAUUAUUAUGGUGUUAGUCUGAUCAUGAGAACCAGACAUUAAAAAAGUACACAAUUUUAACCAGAAUGGAGUGUAUUUGUAUUAUUUUAUGA
Messenger RNA from Dioscorea cayenensis subsp. rotundata (Guinea yam), 2374 nucleotides. RefSeq names its product DEAD-box ATP-dependent RNA helicase 53-like. The record is from RefSeq and is a predicted model, not a curated record. Gene Ontology annotation, molecular function: RNA helicase activity; ATP binding; nucleic acid binding. The transcript is spliced from 8 exons. NCBI's taxonomy places the organism in Eukaryota, Viridiplantae, Streptophyta, Magnoliopsida, Dioscoreales, Dioscoreaceae. The coding region runs from base 9 to 1889 and encodes 626 amino acids.